Coregonus sp. 'balchen' is the source of this 29741-nucleotide messenger RNA. The record is from the annotation of a GenBank genome assembly. NCBI's taxonomy places the organism in Eukaryota, Metazoa, Chordata, Actinopteri, Salmoniformes, Salmonidae.
AUGCAGGGCACCCAACUAACUACAGAAGAAAAUUCUCCUAGGCAGGGACCAACUAGACUACAGAAGAAGAAGUCUCCUAGGCAGGGACCAACUAGACUACAGAAGAAGAAGUCUCCUAGGCAGGGACCAACUAGACUACAGAAGAAGAAGUCUCCUAGGCAGGGACCAACUAGACUACAGAAGAAGAAGUCUCCUAGGCAGGGACCAACUAGACUACAGAAGAAGAAGUCCUCCUAUGCAAGGGACCAACUAGACCUACCGAAGAAGAAGUCUCCUAGGCAGGGACCAACUAGACUACAGAAGAAGAAGUCUCCUAGGCAGGGACCAACUAGACUACAGAAGAAGAAGAGGCCUGGAGGGGGUGCUAUUCAGCAUGAUAAAUGUGCUUUGCCAACAAUUGCUUGCAUGUUUGUUGUAAACGGGGUGAGUCAGAAGAACAGUCAAGUUUAGUAGACCUGAGGAUCACCGAUAACCUGAUCUGUGCCACUAACCCAGUUCCUUCAGCUGGCAGCUUGAAACUGUCAGGUCAACAUCGGUCGGUGUCAUAUUCAUUAGGAACCAAACAGAAUAAAAUGGAAUGAAACGGGGAGGGAUUUACCUGAACAUGUCCGAAACGUUUCUUUUCCGUUACAAAACGUUUUGUUACAUUUUAAAACUGUGCACUAGGCUAUGACCUGAGCUGUCUGAACAAAGACAUAAAAACAACCAACGGGAGCAACUUCUAUUCCAAAGAAGGCGAGACAGGUUUUGGCAAGCUCUGAACAAUGCCUAUGUUUUGAAUCUUAACUUGUAAGAACUGAAGCGUCGUUUUCCGUAGACGUAGGAUUACAGUUGUUCAUUGUUAGAUAUUACUGCACUGUCGGAGCUAGAAGCACAAGCAUUUCGCUACACCCGCUAUAACAUCUGCUAAACACGUGUAUGUGACAAAUGUAAAUACAAUUUGAUUUGAUUUGAUUUGAAACCGCCAACUUCAAACCUGAGAUGCGUUAUAAUAAUAAUAAUAAUAAUAAUAAUAUGCCAUUUAGCAGACGCUUUUAUCCAAAGCGAUUUACAGUCAUGCGUUCAGUUCGCAUGAACGUUUGCUACUUUGUGGAACGGUUUGUACUCGACACGUUCCCCCAAAACGUUAUUGUACAUUAUUAACUUUUGAAGUACGUUUUCUCCCGUUUGGUGGGUGUGGCGAGGUGUGUGGUUUGAAGCAAUGAGUGACGUGUUUAAAGAGCAGUGGCCAUGCUGACCAGCCAACGGCUGACAGCGUUACCCAACCACGCCCAGUUGUUGAAAUGGUCGUUCAGUGCAGCACCGUUUCGUGAACGUAAAAACGUACUGAACGCAGACCAGGAAAUGUACUUUGUCUACUGUCGACAGAAAUAAUGAAUAAAUUGUUGUCACAAGACUAACAUGUCAUUGCUUGGCUAAGCGCACCGCUCGCUUUGUACUGUGCACUCAUAGAGGUAUUGCUCUGACUGUAUUUCUGUAUGCUGACUGUAUUUCAUGUAGGGAAUGUCAAUUUAGUCAAAUGGAAUAAGAGUAGCCUAGAACUCGAUCCGAUCAAGGGGGGUUUGGGUGGGAUUACCAUACCAUACAAUAUUAGCGCUAGCCGGUAAAGCGUUUAACGUUUGUAACAAUAAUCAGCUGUUGCAGACUGAAUGUUACAAAUGUAGCGACAACACUUCGCUUACUGUAUCCGCUGAUCAGUUGAUCAUGUGUCUAGAGUUACAUUGUAACUGGCUUACUCACUCAUUCACUGAUGUUGGUACAUAAGCAGUUUCAAGGGAAGGGACGUUGUUACAACGUAGCAGCAGCCAGACAUAUGUGUGAGUAGCUGCGUGUAGAUGUUCGUCUUUCUGUGAAGUUUAGCCUACUGCUUUAUAAGGUAAAACGUGUAACAUAUGUCACCAGUUUCAGGGAAGGAGUUGUUGUUAUUCGUUAGAAAAGUGGAGAGUGUGUGUGGAUGAUCGUUGUGAGUAACCGAUUAUCAGUAUUAUCGCUUUGUGUUUUGUUAUCGUUCGUGUUUUUUACGACCCCACCAGUGUUUGUCUUCAGCAUAGGAGGUAAACAAAUCUAUUGGUUGAGCAAAAUGUUUUGAGGACUUCUCUAUGUCGAUAUAUAUAGGGCACUGGGUUGCAAAUGCAAAAAAAUACUUCCCGACAACUAAAUGAGUGUGAAAAGAGAGAAGGGGAAGUAGCCUACGAUACAUCAAACCGUAUUAAACUUCGUUCUCUAGUCUGGUGAAUUAGAUAUUAGUCAAGCCGGGGAGAAUAGUUGUAGCGAGUUUGUCAUUUAUUUUUCUAAGCAAUGUUUCGAUAUUGGAAGAAUGUAUACAGAAAAUACACACUGAAUAACGACCGAGGUAUAUGCAACUUUAACUUAAGACUUACGAAGAUGUUGUUAAUUGACAAACUUAUAAUCGACAUUUUUCCUUGUUUCAUCUACAGGCGCUAGAAUGGACAACACCGGGUAUUGCAACGAGAACUAUGAAAGUCUUCACAACGCGGCUAGCGAUGAUGAGUUGGUCGAUAUUGCUGGAGCCACGCUCGAUUUCUCCAACACCGAGGACGUGCCCCCUCUAGACCCAGAAUACGGUUCAGGUACGCGCCUACACUACCGGGGGGAGAGAACCAGACACUGAAAGAAUAGUGGAGAAGUCAUUGCUGUGCCUGUUUGUGAGUUACAACCGUUUGGAUUUUGAGUCUUCGUGAGUGGGGUUGAUUCAAGUCAUGACAGUUGGUUACAGAAACUACUUCGAUAAGCUAUCGCCCUCUUGCAGCACAACUGUAGGGUUCUUCAUUCAAGUCAUGCGGUAGUCUCAUUCAUCUCAAUUGACAGUAGCCUAACUCUGCCUGGAUACUGGUGAUUCUAUGACGAUGUCACAGCCCCUAUUUGAAACUUAGCUUCCUGUUUCUGUGGUCAGGCAAGGGCACAUAUUCAUAAAGCAUCUCACUCAGAGUACAUUUUACAUUUACAUUUUCGUCAUUUAGCAGAUGCUCUUAUCCAGAGCGACUUACAAAUUGGUGCAUUCACCUCAUGAUAGCCAGUGGGACAACCACUUUACAAUAUAUCAAUAUUGCUGAUCAGUGGACGGGGGGGACCUAACGUAGCAGGCGUAAAAUAAACACCUGGAACUAGACCCCCCACAUUCUGGGCUGCGUUAAGUAUGUUUUUGACUUUCUGUACAUUAAAUUGAACAGAAACGGUGCUGUACUGAACGACCAGUUGCAAAAACGGGGAUGGGGUUGGGGAAUGGUGUCCACAGGGCCACUGCACCAUAAAUACAAGCCACAUCUCGCCACACCCACCAAACGGGAGCAAAUGUUCCCCCAGUCUGUUCAAGAACGUACAAUAACUUUUUGGUAAACGUGUCAUUCAGCACGAACCGUUCUGCAACGUUCAGUUGAACUGAACGCACCCCUGGUCUAAAUGAGAAGAAUCUGUCGGGGGGGGAGGUGCUCUUCUGCACUGUUCAACCAAUCCAGUAAAUGUGGAGGAGGAGUUACAAUUGAGUGUUGCCUUGUUACCGUCCAAAAAAGCUUAAGUCACGUCACAGGUUCUCGUCCAUUUCCCCUGAAAAUGGUUGUUGUUGUGGAACCCGUAGAGGCUGCUGGGGGGAGACCUGAUCCCAGAUCAGCACUCCUACUCUGAGAGGCUUUGUGGAUACUUACCCAGGAGUCAGACUUUAACCCUUUCACCCCACUCUUUCACAGAGAAGCUUCUCCACCAUGUAGUAUUCUCUUCUGUGCUCACAUUAACCAUUAUUUUCUUCUGUCCUUAGUAUUUGGACAGUAGAAUAUAUUCCUUUCUCUCUGAGAUGUAAAUCACCAAUUUAAACUGCUCUUUAAACUUUAUACAUGUUGAGCUUAUUUCCCCUAUCACACACAUCCGUUCCGUGGUAAUUGUCAGUCAAUGAUUACACAAAGUCACAUUGUUACAAGACAAAGACUGAAUGUUGAUUUCCACAGGGUCAGGUGAGGGGGAAGGUUGGAUAGAGCGAGGGGUGGAGAGACGGGGAGAGAGAGGGAAACGAGGAGAGAGAGGGAAACGAGGAGAGAGAGGGAGACGAGGAGAGAGAGCGAGACGGGGGGGAGUGGAGAGAGAGACACGGGAUGAGACGAGAAGACGAGGGAAGUGACAGAGAGAGACGGGAGAGUGACAGAGAGAGACGGGGGAGUGAGACAGAGAGAGACGGGGGGGAGGAGACAGAGAGAGACGGGGGAGUGAGACAGAGAGAGACGGGGUGAGGAGAGGGUGGAGGAGACAGAGAGAGAGGGGGGAGUGAGACAGAGAGAGACGGGGGGAGUGAGGGAGAACAGGGGAGGAGAGAGAGAGCGGGGGGAGUGAGACAGAGGAGACGGGGGGAGCAGAGAGAGACGGGGGGAGUGAGAGACAGAGAGAGACGGGGGGAGUGAGAGACGGGGGAGAGAGUGAGAGAGAGACGGGGGGGGGAGAGGAGAGAGGAGGGGGAGAGAGACGGGGGAGUGAGACGCAGAGAGACGGGGGAAGUGAGACGGAGAGAGACGGGGGGAGAGAGACGGGUGGAGUGGAGAGAGUGGGGGAGAGAGAGACACGGAGAGAGACGGGGGGAGAGAGACGGAGAGAGAUGGGGGAGAGAGACUGAGAGAGACGGGGGGAGAGAGACGGGGAGCGAGACAGAGUCAGACAGAUGGAGGGGGAGUUCAAUGCAGUGCUUUUUCAAUUAAACUAAAUUCAACAUGCUUUGUUAUUGGCAUGACAAAAGUACAUUUUUGUAUUGCCAAAGCAGCAUGUUGAACUGUGAGAUUGUGGCCUGCUCCUUCCCCCCCUUCCUUCCACCCGCAGUACAGCAUGUCUUCCCUCUUACGACAUCUCUGACUGGAACCUACCUCAUUCCAUUUCAGUCCCUAGCCCCUUCUCAUGGUCCCUAGUAUCCCCUGAACGGUUGCAGAUAGAGGAAUGUUUAGCAACAGGGCUACAGGCUGUUACAGAAGGGUAAUGUAAAGUCAUCAUCACUACUCCUGCCCAGUCCUUAGAUCUGUGAACACUGAAUGUAAAGGGACUAGUCUACCAGGGAUACAAAUUAAACCAAGCCACCAGAGCCCCCCCCCCACGUCUCACUAGUGUCACAGCUCACAGGGUCACGCAGCCCAUGUCACACACAGCCAUUACGCAAAACCCCAGCCUUAACCUAUUAGAAGCUAUUUCCCAAGGCCACCAAGCCCCUUGGCCUAUCAGAAACUGUUUCCCAAGCCCCUCUCCCCGAACACACUUCCUAUACUAUGAGUACGUUUCUAGGAGUACGUUUUCCAGAGUAGGGAUGUUUCUCCCAGUUAGGAUUUAGCCAGAGUGUGGCUAGGUGGAUUCCCAGUGAGAUGGAUUGGGAGUACUGGGGACAGAAAGCGUGUGAGAACCUUUUGAUGGAAGAGGGUAAGAUUAAGAUAUGCUUGCUUGGGCCCCUAGCUUUGGCAUCUAGGUCAGUUGAGUUUAACAGUGAACUUUAGACGCUACUUCUCCAUUUUUUUUUUUUAGUUCCUCUGUUCUACUUGAAUGGAGUUGUAGAAAUGGCAGCUUAUUCAUCAGUCACAUGUUUUCCUAAAGUGGACACAGUGGACAAAUCACUAUUACAGUUAUUAUGACAUGGGAAGUGUCCCUAAUGGCAUCCGACCUCAUAUUUUGUGCACUACAUUUGACCGGAGCCCACUACACAGUGCGUUGCUACUAAAAGGGGAUACGGCGCCAUUUUGAGACGGACUUGAUCCUGUUUUGUGAGAGAGUGUGAAAUGAUCCUUUUUCUAACUAAAUCAGAUCUUACUGUCGUAUAGAAUAAUAGUUGUCUAAAAUAGUUGUUUCCUAUAAUAUUUGUCCUCAUAACAUAUAACUGCGUACUUGUAUUUUAUUAUGUCUUAUCAGUAGUGGUACAUGGAUUACAUUUUUACUACCGUUUACAAUCCAUUAUCCACCCAUCUCAAGUCGCGCGUGUGUGCGUGUGCGUGUGCGUGUGUGUGCGUGUGCGUGUGCGUGCGUGUGUGUGUGUGUGUGUGUGCGUGUGUGUGUGCGUGUGCGUGUGCGUGUGCGUGUGCGUGUGUGUGUGCGUGUGCGUGUGCGUGUGCGUGUGCGUGUGCGUGUGUGUGUGUGUGCAUUGUCUCAAUAUUGUGUUUGAAGGAGGUCCGGAGUCCAUGUGAGUCACUGCUAAGCUGUGUUUUAGGUUGUUGCAGUAAGAUUAUUUUAUUAUUUUAAACUUUCUCUUCAGUCAGCUGAUUAACCAGAUCAUAUAAUGCCAUACUGAGCUAACGUUAAAGAGGAGCUUCUGAGCUCUAUCAACUCAUUGGGGGCUGUUUCUCUCCGACACAGAUUUAAAAAGUACUUUCAAUGGAGAAUCUAUUGAGGCUAGGUUUAGUCUGUGUUGGGAAAACCAGCCCGUAGAGUUUCACUUCAAGUUAGAACCAUUAACACAAAAAAUGUGUCGUUUUUUAAGGUCGGCGCGUGUGUAUGCCCCAUCUGUGGCCCUGGUCGUUGCUGUGGUUAUCCUAUGACCUAGAUUUUGGGGUUCACAUAAGCCAUUUUUAAAACUGGGUUGGAGCAGGCUGCUUUCAUCCUGAUGUGAUGCAGGGUCUUCCGCUGGGUAGUCUGCUCUAUAUCUGGUGUGUCUGCAUGAAUGCAUGCAUGCGUGUGAUUUGAUGCCAUGUACUGGAGGUAAGUCUCUUCCUUCAGCUAACCUACUGUAAAGCGUGGCCUACUGUAUGUCUCUGCCAGUGUGUCCUCUGUAUAUAACUAGUUUAGAGUAGUACUUGAGUACUCCAUUCAAGGUUUGUAUUUGUUUACUAAUGAUCAAAUACAUGUACUUAAUUUACAAAUUAAACUAUUUAGCAGGUCACAUUUACAAGCACUGACAAAAUGUCAAACUCUUUUAAGGUGCCAACAAGCAGGCAGACAGAUGUGCUUUCUGUCUUAGAAGCCAGUCUGACGUGUCCUAUCAUCACCUGAGCUGUUUCAACCCCACAGUGACAAUAGAACCGCUGUGUGACAAUAGAACCGCUGUGUGACAAUAGAACCGCUGUGUGUGUCUACAGUGUGUAUCUUUGCAGUGUUGGCUGUUUCUAUCUCCACUCUGUUAGCUGCAGCCUCCCUGUCUUCAGUCACAUUGUGAGGCGUGAUCUGAUCAUAGAUAUGACAUGUUUUGCUUAUCUUUAUUGCAGUAGAAUUAGGUUCUAGCUUAGCUAUGUUCCUGAAGGUAAUGCAUAUGGAUAAUGUUGAGUCCUAUGCUAUGUAGUAGGCUAUGUGUUGAAAGUAAAUACAGCCUUCUUUCCACUAUAGGUUUAGAUUCAGUCCAGGGCCUGAAAACGUUCAAUAAAGUUUUGUUUAGAUUCAUAGACAGGAUGUAUAUAGACGAUUUAAAAAAAAUAGACCGUAAAAUUCUAUGUUGAAUUUGUCCCAAAUGGCACCCUAUGCCCUAUACAGUGCCAUCAGAAAGUAUUCAUACCCUUUGAAUUUUUCCACAUUUUGUUGAGUUACACCCUGAAUUCAAAAUAGGUGAGGAAAAAAUAUUUAAUCCAUCUCCACACAAUACCCCAUAAUGAAAGUGAAAACAUGUCUUUCUGGGUAAGUCUCUAAGAGCUUUGCACACAUGGAUUGUGCAAUAUUUGCACAUUAUUCUUAAAAAAAAUAUUCAUUUCUGUCAAGUUGGUUGUUGAUCAUUGCUAGACAGCCAUUUUCAAAUCUUGCCUUAGAUUUUCAAGCAGACUUAAGUCAAAACUGUAACUAGGCCACUCAGGAACAUUCAGUGUUGUCUUGGUAAGCAACGCAAGUGUAUAUUUGGCUUUGUGUUUUAGGCUAUUGUCCUACUGAAAGGUGGAUUUGUCUCCCAGUGUCUGUUGGAAAGCAGACUGAACCAGGUUUUCCUCUAGGAUUUUGCCUGUGUUUAGCUCUAUUCUGUUUCUUUUCAUCCUAAAAAACUCACUAGUCCUUGCCGAUGAUGAGCAUACCCAUAACAUGAUGCAGCCAUCACCAUGCUUGAAAAUAUGAGUGGUGGUACUCAGUGAUGUGUUGCGUUGGAUUUUCCCCAAACAUAAGGCUUUGUGUUCAGGACAUAAAGUUAAUUUAUUUGCCACAUUUUUUGCAGUGUUACUUUAGUGCCUUAUUGCAAACAGGAUGCAUGUUUUGGAAUAUUUUUUAUUCUGUGCAUGCUUCCUUAUUUUCACUCUGUCAUUUAGGUUAGUAUUGUGGAUUAACUACAAUGUUGUUGAUCCAUCCUCAGUUUUUUCCUAUUCAAUUCUGUAACUGUUUUAGGCCUCAUGGUGAAAUCCCUGAGCGGUUUCCUUCCUCUCCGGCAACUGAGUUAGGAAGGACGCUUAUAUCUUUGUAGUGACUGGGUGUAUUGAUACACCAUCCAAAGUGUAAUUAAUAACUUCACCAUGCUCAAAGGAAUGUCUGAAUUUCUGUUUUGUUUUUACCCAUCUAUCAAUAGGUGCCCUUCUUUGCGAGGCAUUGGAAAACCUCCCUGGUCUUUGAGGUUGUAUCUGUGUUUGAAAUUCACUGCUCGACUGAGGGACCUUUUACAGAUAAUUGUAUGUGUGGGGUACAUAGAUGAGGUAGUCAUUUAAAAAUCCUGUUAAACACUAUUAUUGAACACAGUGAGUCAACUUAUAUAUGUGACAUGUUAUGCUCCUGUUUACACCUGAACUGAUUUAGGCUUUCCAUAACAAAGGGGUUGAAUAUUUGACACAAGACGUUUCAACUGUUAAUUUUUUAUUAAUUUGUAAACAUUUCUAAAAACAUGAUUCCACUUUAUGGGGUAUUGUGUGUAGGCCAGUGACACAAAAUCUAAUUUUAAUCCAUUUUAAAUUCAGGAUAUAACGAACAAAAUUUGGAAAAGUCGAGGGGUGUGAAUACUUUCUGAAGGCACUGUAUAAUACACUACUUUUGACCAGAGCUCUAUGUAUGGGUCCUGGUCAAAAGUAGUGCACUAUUUAUGGAAUAGGGUGUCAUUUGGGAAACACUAUGACUUCCACUACCACUCUGAUGACUGACGACGAUGGCUGCGGGGUUGUUUCAGUGGAAUAACUCCAGUCUCAUUCACCAGGGACCGUAUUGUUUUGCACACAAAAAGCUGAAAUCGGGCUGCUUCCUGUGUCACUUCCUGUUGUCGUUAGAGAGAUGUUGAUUAGAGUUGUUGUUGAGGUGGUUAUUGUUGCGGGCGCUAACUCUGGCUGUGUCUGAAAUGGUACCUUAAUCCCCACAGGGCUGUGGUUAAAAGGAUUACACUACGUAGGGAGAAUACCCUUUUUGCUUCUGCUCUCCUCGCCUCCUUCUCAAAACCCAUUGGAGGAGAAGGUCAGAGGGGCGGGACCUCUGGCUUUCUCAUCCAAUGGGUUUUGAGAAAGAGACGAGGGGAGAGAAGAAAGACGGUCAGUACGCAAUUGAGAUUCUCCCAUGGGGAAAAGGGGUGCUAUGUGGGGCACAGCCUCUAUGGUUUGUAGAGCUUUUGUUGUGUCUUGGGAAAUGUGUCUAUGGUCAGUCACACAGAAAACGUUAUCUUAAUAAAGUAAUGUAUUGUAGUAUUGUUUACAAAGGCGUUAUCGAUAUUUCUCAGUGUCUCUACAAUACACAUUAUUUUCUACUGAUGUUCUUUCACAUUUUAUUUAGUUGGUAACAAUAGUGUAGCGGGUGAAGCAAACAGUUUCUCAAAGUGUGUGUGUUUGUGUGUGUGUUAACAUAACAUAUCCUUCUCUCUCUCUCUCUCUCCAAGGCCAUGACGGCUACGGUAAUACCGGCUACUCUAAUGGUAUGACCGGUAACGGGGCCGGUAGUUCCGGUAACGGUAACGGUAAGCUGAUGGACCUACUAGACGAGCCGGUACCGGGGGUAGGGACCUAUGAAGACUUCAACACCAUCGACUGGGUCAGAGAGAAGAGCAAGGACCGCGACCGCCACAGAGAGGUGGGAUCAUGGUCACAGCUUUCUCAAUCCAUCUUUCCUUGGUUCCUCGCAUCCAUCUUCUCACUUCCUUCUCAAAGCUCAUUGGAGAAGAAAGUCCAUGGCCCCUCCCUUCUGACCUUCUCCUCCAAUGAGUUUUGAGAAGGAGGCGAGGAGAGACGAUGAAUUGAGGAAGAGACCUUUUUUACAUUUUUUAUUUAAACUUAAUUUUACCAGGUUAGUCUCACUGAGAUUACAAUCUAUUUUACAGGAGAGACAUGGCCAAUAUAGCAGCGCACAAACGUUUGACACAUUUACAACACAAAACACCAAACAGUUAUAAAAACAUCAAUGUUAAGAUGCUUUGGGACGGUGUGGUGCAUCAAGGUGAAAACAUUGACCACCAUAGUUUUAACCCUAGCUAUAAACUCAUUCGAAGAGACAAGCUGUCAUUUAAUGUCCUUUUUGUAGUUCAUUCCAAGUGGAAGGGGCAGAGAACUGGAGCGCUUUUUUAUUUUUAUUUUUUUUAUCCAGCUCCGCACGGGAAAUAGACACAGUCAACAAAACGCACAGGUGAUAGUUGUCAUUUUGUCCACUGGACAAUGGAAGCUGUCUCAGUAUGGCCUUAAUGAAUGGAAAUGUCUUUGUCUUCUAAGAGCUAAGGAAGGCCGUUGUCAUGGUCACUACAGUAACAGAAGCUGACCUAAGAGGUGAUAGGCUAAACUACAAGGCCUUUCCAUAAGAGAAGAAUGAAAACUGACUCCCUCUCUUCUCCAGAUCACCAGUAAGAGUGAGCAGUCUACCUGGGCCCUGCUUCAUAGUAUCUGCGAUGCCUUCUCUGGCUGGCUGCUCAUGCUGCUCAUAGGACUCAUGUCAGGUGCGUGCGUGCGUGCGUGCGUGUGUGUGUGUGUGUGAGACUCUCUCCAUCUUCCUAUCACUCAUCCUUUACAGUAGAAUAUUCCUCUUUGUUCCUCUGUCUCUUUCUCCAACUCUAUCGCCUCUUUCAUCUCUUUCAUCUCUCUCUCUCUCUCUCUCUCUCUCUCUCUCUCUCUCUCUCUCUCUCUCUCUCUCUCCCUAUGCAUAUACCUCCUCGCUCUCCUCUCUCUCCUCUCUCCCCUCUCUCUCUCUUCUCCCCCCAGGUGCUCUAGCGGGCUUGAUAGACAUCUCGGCCCACUGGUUAACAGACCUGAAGGAAGGUGUGUGUCUAUCUAGGUUCUGGUUCAACCAUGAACACUGCUGCUGGGGUUCUAACCAAACCACCUUUCAGGAGAGAGACAAAUGUCCACAGUGGCAGAGCUGGGCUGAACUACUGGCUGGUAGCUCAGAGGUGAGGAGGGGGAAGUGUGUGUGUGUGUGUAAGCAUGUGUAGAUCAUUGAAAAAUAACUAACUUCCCAGUUUGGGUUUAUAAUUUUUGCAUUAUGCAAUUCAUCUAUUUUUUACUUAAUACUUUUUAUUUUCUUAAACUGCAUUGUUGGUUAAGGGCUUGUAAGUAAGCAUUUCACUGUAACGUCUACACCUGUUGUAUUCGGGGGCAUGUGGCAAAUAAAAAUUGAUUUGACGUGACCAUGGCUAUGUACAUUUUCAGUAGGGUGUGAGCUCCCUCUGGUGGUUGACGAGAAACAUGACUUGGUGUUUAUCUACUCAUGGUGACCAGACUACAGUAAUAAUCAAUAGUUGCAGUUCUGACCCUGUCCUCCUCCUGUGUAUCCUGUAGGGGGCGGCAGCGUACAUAGUCAACUACCUGAUGUUCACGGUGUGUGCUCUACUGUUCUCUUUCCUGGCUGUCAUUCUGGUCCGGGCCUUCGCACCUUAUGCCUGUGGAUCAGGAAUACCAGAGGUGAACACACACACACACACACACAGAUACUUGCACACAGAACACAGACACGGUAUACACACGCAGCCUUUAGCUCAGUGGGCUAACUGAACCGGUUUUGGGUCACACAGACACUCUCAGACAUGCUCAGACAUGUCGAAAGUGUUACAAAAGACUAAAGCUUUUGCCUUUUAAAAAAUACGUGUUUAUUGUCACUCCUAGCCUUCAUUUCCACCUUUUUCAGUCUCAUCGAAUUGCAUCCAGUUCUAUUUAACCCUUAGAAACCCAGACCCAGUUUUCUUUGCGUAAAAAAAAUAAAAAAAACCUUAUUCUAAAAUGGAUAAAAAUAUAUUUUUUCCUCAUCAAUCUAUACACAAUAGCCCAUAAUGACAAAGCAAAAACAGUUUUUUAGAAAUGUUGGCAAAUGUAUUAAAAAUAAUAAGCAGAUACCUUAUUUACAUAAGUAUUCAGACCCUUUGCUAUGAGACUCGAAAUUGAGCUCCGGUGCAUCCUGUUUCCAUUGAUCAUCCUUGAGAUGUUUCUACAACUUGAUUGGAGUCCACCUGUGGUAAAUUCAAUUGAUUGGACAUUGGAUUGGAAAGGCACACACCUGUCUAUAUAAGGUCCCACAGUUGACAGUUGAUGUCGAGAAAAACCAAGCCAUGAGGUCGAAGGAAUUGUCUGUAGAGCUCCGAGACAGGAUUGUGUCGAGGCACAGAUCUGGGGAAGGGUACCAAAACAUUUCUGCAGCCUCCAUCAUUCUUAAAGGGAAGAAGUUUAGAACCACCAAGACUCUUCCUAGAGCUGGCCGCCCGGUCAAACUGAGCAAUCGGGGGAGAAUGGCGGUGACCAAAAACCCGAUGGUCACUCUGACAGAGCUCCAGAGUUCCUCUGUGGAGAUGGAACAGCCUUCCAGAAGGACAACCAUCUCUGCAGCACUCCACCAAUCAGGCCUUUAUGGUAGAGUGGCCAGACGGAAGCCACUCCUCAGUAAAAGGCACAUGACAGCCCGCUUGGAGUUUGCCAAAAGGCACCUAAAGGACUCUCAGACCAUGAGAAAACAAGAUGCUCUGGGCUGAUGAAACCAAGAUUGAACUCUUUGGCCUGAAUGCCAAGCAUCACGUCUGGAGGAAACCUGGCACCAUCCCUACAGUGAAGCAUGGUGGUGGCAGCAUCAUGCUGUGGGGAUGUUUUUCAGAGGCAGGGACUGGGAGACUAGUCAGGAUUGAGGGAAAGAUGAACGGAGCAAAGUACAGAGAGAUCCUUGAUGAAAACCUGCUCCAGAGCGCUCAAGACCUCAGACUGGGGCGAAGGUUCACCUUCCAACAGGACAACGACCCUAAGCUCACAGCCAAGACAACGCAGGAGUGGCUUCGGGACAAGUGUCUGAAUGUCCUUGAGUGGCCCAGCCAGAGCCUGGACUUGAACCCGAUCGAACAUCUCUGGAAAGACCUGAAAAUAACUGUGCAGUGACGCUCCCCAUCCAACCUGACAGAGCUUGAGAGGAUCUUCAGAGAAGAAUGGGAGAAACUCCCCAAAUACAGGUGUGCCAGACUUGUAGCGUCAUACCCAAGACAACUCUAGGCUGUAAUCGCUGCCAAAGGUGAUUCAACUAAGUACUGAGUAAAGGGUCUGAAUACUUAUGUAAAUCUUAUAUUUCAGUUUUAUUUGAUUUUAUAUACAUUUGCAAACUUUUCUAAAAACCUGUUUUUGCUUUGUCAUUAUGGGGUGUCGUGUGUAGAUUGUUGAGGGGGAAAAACGAUUUAAUAAAUUUUAGUGUAAGGCUGUAACGUAACCCAGUUAAGCAGAGCGGGGACUGAAUACUUUCUGAACGCGUCUCGUACGUAACCGACUUUGAAGUGAAAAAUGAAUAUUUCUCUUUGAAAAUUUACUCCGGUGUCUCUAGACAUCGUAUGAGCAUUUAGCAUGCAUUGAAUUUCAGAAACUCACAUUUUUGACAACGUACGAGACCAUUCGGAGGAGCAGAAUGUACGUUGUUUUAUUUUUUGAGACACCAUUUUUGUGAACACUACCAGGUAAAGCCACACCCUGAUCACUCUCGUCUGUAUUUCUGAGAAAACAAAUAUCUCCUAUUCUCUAUGAAGUCCACUGCUUUUUGACCAGCGCCCCGGUAAGUAAGACACUAUGUAGGGAAUAGGGUGCCAUUUGGGAUGCGGACAGUUUUGUUUUGGAGUGAAGACCAUGUCUGUGUUAUUGGGGUUGUCACUGACCUGUAUUGUCCUUCGAAAUGGGGCUAAAACACUUUCAGCUGUAGCCACAACUACUCACACACACACAGACACAGACACAGACACAGACACAGACACAGACACACACACACACACACACACACACAGACACAGACACACACACACACACACACAGACACAGACACAGACACACACAGACACAGACACACACAGACACACACACACACACACACACACAAACACACACAAUCUCACACAAUCUCACACACACAGACAAUGUGCUUAAAAUGAAAACGACUGCAUUUUUAUUUCCCUCAUGUGAGGAGAUAUUGGGGCAAAUUGUCACAAAGCAAAACAAGGUAACAACAUUGUGAAAGUUUGUCAAAGGUCCCACAUUCAAGGGAGAGGUUUAAAACCAUCAUUGACACAUUGGUAUUGUUUUGCAACAACCACACCAUCUAAAAUAGAUGACUACAUUUACAUCUCUCAGCGUUAUGAAGUUAGCAUGUUUUUGUUCUACAAACGGUCUGGUUGUGCUUUUGGUGAGUGUGUUGUUAGUUUGGGUUGUGUUUAAUUAGGCAGAAAACGGACUGAAACAAGGACAUGGAUGUGUCCAAUAAUAAACUUGUUGUUUUCAUUUUUCGCUGCAAAAUGAUUUGCUACGUGGUGCCCUAAUGAACUUGAACCAAAUGUCCUUGCUUCAUUGCUUCUACAGAAGCCUCACUCUGUUUUUCCAUAACAGACCCUAACCCCCUCUCCCCUCCUGUGUUUCCCCAGAUAAAGACCAUCCUCUCUGGGUUCAUCAUUAGAGGCUACCUGGGGAAAUGGACCCUAAUCAUCAAGACAAUUACCCUGGUCCUGGCUGUCUCUUCUGGUACUGCUCGCUCUCUCUCUCUCUCUCUCUCUCUCUCGCUCUCUGUCGCUCUCUCUUUCGCUCUCUGUCGCUCUCGCUCUCUCUCUCGCUCCCUCUCUCUCGCUCUCUGUCUCGCUCCCUCUCUCGCUCUCUGUCGCUCUCUGUCGCUCUCUCUCGCUCUCUCUCGCUCUCUCUCUCGACUCUAUUUCUCUCUUUCUCGCUCUCUUUAGCUCUCGCUCUAUUUCUCGCUCUGUCGCUCUUUCUCUCGCUCUCUGUCGCUCUCUCUGUCGCUCUCGCUCUCUGUCGCUCUCUCUCUCGCUCUAUUUCUCUCUCUGUCGCUCUCUCUCUCUCGCUCUCUGUCGCUCUCUCUCUCGCUCUAUUUCUCUCUCUGUCGCUCUCUCUCUGAACAGUAAACAUUACACUCACAAAAGUGUACAGUGUUGUAACAAUGCGCAAGUAGUUGAAGUAUGAAAGGGAAAAUAAAUAAACGUAAAUAUGGGUUGUAUUUACAAUGUUUGUGCAGCACUGGUUGGCCUUUGUUUAUGGCAACUAUCUCUCUCCCUCUCUCUCGCUAUGAACUGUAAAUAAACACCGACUUGUCUUUCUGUCUCUACAGGUCUCAGUCUUGGCAAGGAAGGUCCCCUGGUCCAUGUAGCCUGUUGCUGUGCCAACAUCCUCUGUCACCUGUUCACCAAGUACCGACAGAACGAAGCGAAACGGCGAGAGGUUAGAGAAGAGAGGAACGAUUUAGUUUGAAUCAGUAGAGAUGAAAUAGAUACUUAAUUGUCCAUUUUGUUAGGAUCAUGGUUGCAUCUCAUUAUUGUGGCAGAGGCCCUCCUCUCAUCGUCAAAUUUCCUUCAUCUGCGUCUUUUGUCUUAGUGUAUACUGAUCUACCCUUCUGUCCCAGGUGUUGUCUGCAGCCGCAGCAGUGGGCGUGUCUGUGGCCUUUGGAGCUCCUAUAGGAGGAGUGCUCUUCAGCCUGGAGGAGGUAAGGGAACUCUUCACCUGAAUAAUGAAAGUAAAACAUUCAGGUAUAAACCCGGAGAUUUCACCAAUGGUACUUUUUGUUCACCAAUGUUAAUGUUGCGCUAUAAAAUUGUAAGUAGGAGACUUGAAGAAAGAGAUACUACUACAUGUACAUGAAACUAGUCCUUUUGACUGGUGAACGAGACUUACAGAACUUCUCCCCCUGUCCCCCUCUCUUCUCCCCCUGUCCCCCUCUCUUCUCCCCCUGUCCCCCUCUCUUCUCCCCCUGUCCCCCUCUCUCUCCCCUUCCCCCUCUCUUCUCCCCCUGUCCCCCUCUCUUCUCCCCCUGUCCCCCUCUCUUCUCCCCCUGUCCCCCUCUCUUCUCCCCUGUCCCCCUCUCUUCUCCCCUGUCCCCCCUCUCUUCUCCCCCCUGUCCCCCUCUCUUCUCCCCUGUCCCCCUCUCUUCUCCCCCUGUCCCCCUCUCUUCUCUUCCCCUUUCUCCCCCUUCCCCUCUUCUCUUCCUCUUUCCCCCCUCUUCUCCUCCUUCCCCUCUCUUCUCUCCUGUCCCCCUCUCUUCUCUCCUGUCCCCCCUCUCUCUCUCCCUUUCCCCCUCUCUUCUCUCCUGUCCCCCCUCUCUUCUCCCCUGUCCCCCUCUCUUCUCCCCCUGUCCCCCUCUCUUCUCCCCCUGUCCCCCUCUCUUCUCUCCUGUCCCCCUCUCUUCUCCCCCUGUCCCCCUCUCUUCUCCCCUGUCCCCCCUCUCUUCUUUUCCCUGUCCCCCUCUCUUCUCCUCCUGUCCCCUCCCCCUCUCUUCUCCUCCCCUGUUUCCCCCCUCUCUUCUCCUCCUGUCCCCCUCUCUUCUCUCCCUGUCCCCCUCUCUUCUCCCUCCUCUCCUGUCCCCCUCUCUUCUCCUCCUGUCCCCCUCUCUUCUCUCCUGUCCCCCUCUCUUCUCUCCUUCCCCCUCUCUUCUCUCCUUCCCCUCUUUCCCCCUUCCCCCUCUCUUCUCUCCUUCCCCCUCCUUCCUCCCCUGUCCCCCUCUCUUCUUCCCCCCUGUCCCCUCUCUUCUCUCCUGUCCCCCUCUCUUCUCUCCCCCCUGCCCUCUCUUCCCCCCUGUCCCCCUCUCUUCUCUCCUUCCCCCUCUUCUUCUCCCCCUGUCCCCCUCUCUUCUCCUCCUUCCCCCUCCUCUCCUCCCUCUCCCCCUCUCUUCUUUUCCCCUGUCCCCCCUCUCUUCUCCCCCUGUCCCCCUCUCUUUCUCCCCCCUUCCCCCUCUCUUCUCCCCCUGUCCCUCUCUCUUUCCCCUCUGAUACCCUGUGGAGGUCGUUCUUCGCUGCGUUGGUGGCAGCCUUCACUCUCCGCUCCAUCAACCCGUUUGGCAACAGCCGACUGGUGUUGUUCUACGUGGAGUUCCACACCCCCUGGCACAUGGUGGAGCUGGUCCCCUUUAUCCUCCUGGGUGUCUUCGGUGGCCUCUGGGGGGCGCUCUUCAUCAGGGCUAAUAUCGCCUGGUGCAGAAGACGUGAGUGGGAGGGAGGGAGGGAGGGAGGGGGGGUGGAGGGAGAGACGGGGAGGAGGGAGGGAGAGAGUGGAGAGGGGGAGGGAGAGACUUCUUUACUUAUAACUAAUGACCCUCUGUUUCUCUCCUGUUCCCGUUUUGAUUGACUAACUGAGUGAAUGGUUUAUUCAUUGAUUAACACAAUGAUGGACUGAUUAACUAACUGAUUGACUUCCUCCUCUCCCCAGGUAAGACCACUCGUCUGGGCCACUACCCGGUGCUGGAGGUCUUGGUGGUAACUGGAAUCACAGCCCUCCUCUCCUUCCCUAACAGUUACACCAGGAUGAGUGGGUCAGAACUGAUCUCAGAACUGUUUAAUGACUGUUCUCUACUGGACUCCUCACAGCUGUGUGAAUACAACAGCUCUGAGAACAGGUACUAACUGGGGGGUGGAGUGUGUGUUUAAAUGUUGUCAACUAAAAUGUACUUACUAUUUCAUUCCUUCAGGUCUGACUCAGGGGUGUUUAGUGCCACCCUCGCUGAUAGGGCGUUCAGUAACACACUCCCUGAUAGGCCAGCUGGACCAGGGGUGUACACAGCACUAUGGCAACUGGCACUGGCCCUCUUCUUCAAGAUGCUGGUCACCGUGGUUACCUUCGGCAUGAAGGUAGGUGGAGGGUUGUAUUAUUAUUAUUUUUACCUAUUUUUGAUCUAACAAUUGUGAUCUUUUUUUGAUAAAUAUUCUCUUAUCACCUUGUCCGAGCCAGAACGGCCCAUAGGGCAGGAGCCUGUCUCCUGUUUCUGUAGUGUGAGACAGCUUGAUGUACAGUACACCCCCUGGACAGGACACUAGUCUAUCUCCUGUUUCUGUAGUGAGGCAGCUUGAUGUACAAGUACACCCCCUGGACAGGACACUAGUCUAUCUCCUGUUUCUGUAGUGAGGCAGCUUGAUGUACAGUACACCCCUGGACAGGACACUAGUCUAUCUCCUGUUUCUGUAGUGAGGCAGCUUGAUGUACAAGUACACCCCUGGACAGGACACUAGUCUAUCUCUGUUUCUGUAGUGAGGCAGCUGAUGUACACAGUACACCCCCGGACAGGACGCUAGUCUAUCCCUGUUCUGUAGUGUGAGACAGCUUGAUGUACAGGACACCCCCUGACAGGACACUAGUUACAUCCUGUUCUGUAGUGAGAGCUCGAUGUAACAGACCCUGACAGAACUAGUUUAUCUACUGUUUCUGUAGUGAGGCACUGAGUCCAGUACACCCCGUGGACAGGACACUAGUCUAAUCCAUGUAUACUGGUGGUGAGGCGCUGAUGUACAAGUACACCCCUGAAGGACACUAGUCUAUCUAUUUUUCCUGUAGCGUCUGAUGUACAGUCACCCCCUGGACGGACUAGUCUAUCUACCCUGUUCUGUAGUGAGGCAGCUUGAUACAAGUACACCCCCUGGACAGGACACUAGUCUAUCUCGUUUGAGUGGGCGUUGUGUACAGACAACCCUGGCACGACACUAGUCCACUCCUGUCUUCAUGAGCAGCUUGAUGUACAGUACCCUCCUGGACAGGUACGUGAGUUAUCUCCUGUUUCUGUGUGUAGACGCUUGAUUUACGGACACCCCUGACGACAUGUUAUCUUGUUUCUGUAGAUGAGGCUAGCUUGUACAAGUCCAACCCCUGGCAGGACCUAGUCUUUCCUGUUUCUGUAGUGAGACAGCUGAUGUACAGUACACCCCCUGGACAGGACACUAGUCUAUCUCCUGUUUCUGUAGUGAGGCAGCUUGAUGUACAAGUACACCCCUGGACAGGACACUAGUCUAUCUCCUGUUUCUGUAGUGAGGCAGCUUGAUGUACAAGUACACCCCCUGGACAGGACGCUAGUCUAUCUCCUGUUUCUGUAGUGAGGCAGCUUGAUGUACCAGUACCACCCCCUGGACAGGACACUAGUCUAUCUCCUGUUUCUGUAGUGAGGCAGCUUGAUGUACAAGUACAACCCCCCUGGACAGGACACUAGUCUAUCUCCUGUUUCUGUAGUGAGGCAGCUUGAUGUACAAGUACACCCCCUGGACAGGACACUAGUCUAUCUCCUGUUUCUGUAGUGAGGCAGCUUGAUGUACCAGUACACCCCCUGGACAGGACACUAGUCUAUCUCCUGUUUCUGUAGUGAGGCAGCUUGAUGUACAGUACACCCCCUGGACGGACACAUACUCUGUUCGUAGUGAGCAUUAAAGUACACCCCCUGGACAGGACAUAGUCUAUCUCCUGUUUCUGUAGUGAGGCAGCUUGAUGUACAAGUACACCCCCUGACAGGACCUGUUUUCCUGUAGUGAGGCAGCUUGAUGUACAGUACACCCCCUGGACAGGACGCUAGUAACAGCAAGAAGGACAAUCAAUAUUUGAAAAUUGGUUACACGCUCAUCCACUCCCUCCUUCCUCCCUCCAUCUCUCCAGGUCCCCUCCGGGCUCUUCAUCCCCAGUAUGGCUGUAGGGGCGAUAGCAGGCAGACUACUGGGAGUUGCCAUGGAACAGAUGGCGUUAAACCAUCACGACUGGAUCAUCUUCAAGGGCUGGUGUUCUCCAGGGGCGGACUGUAUCACACCAGGGCUCUACGCUAUGGUGGGGGCGGCUGCAUGUCUUGGUGAGGAGGUCACUAGAAUACUAUGGUGGGGGGCUGCAUGUCUGGGUGAGGAGGUCACUAGAAUACUAUGGUGGGGGGGCUGCAUGUCUGGGUGAGGAGGUCCACUAGAAUACUAUGGUGGGGGGCGGCUGCAUGUCUUGGUGAGGAGGUCACUAGAAUACUAUGGUGGGGGGCGGCUGCAUGUCUGGGUGAGGGGGUCACUAGAAUACUAUGGUGGGGGCGGCUGCAUGUCUGGGUGAGGAGGUCACUAGAAUACUAUGGUGGGGGCGGCUGCAUGUCUUGGUGAGGAGGUCACUAGAAUACUAUGGUGGGGGGCGGCUGCAUGUCUGGGUGAGGAGGUCACUAGAAUACUAUGGUGGGGGGCGGCUGCAUGUCUGGGUGAGGAGGUCACUAGAAUACUAUGGUGGGGGGCGGCUGCAUGUCUGGGUGAGGAGGUCCACUAGAAUACUAUGGUGGGGGCGGCUGCAUGUCUGGGUGAGGAGGUCACUAGAAUACUAUGGUGGGGGCGGCUGCAUGUCUGGGUGAGGGGGUCACUAGAAUACUAUUGUGGGGGCGGCUGCAUGUCUGGGUGAGGAGGGUCACUAGAAUACUAUGGUGGGGGGGCUGCAUGUCUGGGUUGAGGAGGUCACUAAGAAUACUAUGUGGGGGGCUGCAUGUCUGGGUGAGGGGGUCACUAGAAUACUAUGGUUGGGGGGGCUGCAGUGCUGGGUGAGGAGGUCACUAGAAAACUAGGUGGGGGGGGCUGCCUUUGGUGGGAGGGCACUAGAAUACUAGGUGGGGCGGCUGCAUGUCUGGGGGAGGAGGUCACUAGGGCACCAUGAUGGGGGGAAACCGUUUUAGGGGAUAGGGUUUGGGUUGGGGUAGGGUUGGGGUUAGGGUUAGGGGUAGGGGUUUUGGGGUGGCGUUAGGGUAGGGGGUUUGGGAUAUGGGAAGGGUUGGGAUGGGGUUGGGUGGGAUGGGGGGAGGGAUGUUUUGGGGGGGGAAGGUAUGGGGGUUGGGUGUCUGGGGGUUGGGUGUUGGGGUUUGGGGGGUCUGGGGGUUGGGUUGGGUUGGGGGGGUUGGGUGGGUUGGGGUGGGGUUGGUCUGGGGUUUGGGGGUUGGGUCGGGGGGGUUUGGGGGUUGUGGGUUUUGGGGGGGGGGUUGGUGGUCUGGGGUUGGUUUGGGGUUGGGGUGGGGCCCGGGCUCCUCUCUCGGGGUUCGGGUCGGGGGUUCGUUUUGGGUAAGAUAGUGUAAGAGGAUGGUUGCUCUCCAGGGUGUGAUUGUAUCACCCCAGGGCUAUAUGCCUAUGAUGGGGUUGCUUUAGGUUCUGGGUGAGGAGGUCACUAGGGUCACCAAUGAUGGGUAGGGGACAAACAGUGUUAGGAGGGAUAGGGGGUUAGAGGGGUAUAGGGGGAUAGGGUCUAGGUGUUAGGGGAUAGGCGUUAGGGUAUAGGCGUUUAGGGAUAGAGGGUAGGGUCGUUAUGGGGAUAGGAUCGGGGGGUUAUGGGGUUAAGGGGGUAGGGAUAGGGGUUAGGGUUAGGUUAGGUAAGGUUUUGGGGGUAGGGAUAGGGUGUUAGGGGGAUAGGGGUUAGGGAUAGGGGUUAGGGGUUAGGGAUAGGGGAUAGGGGUUAGGUAUAGGUAUAGGGGAUAGGUAUAUCAAAUCAAAUCAAAUCAAAUUUUAUUGGUCACAUUGCGCCGAAUACAAACAGGUGCAGACAUUACAGUGAAAUGCUUACUUACAGCCCUUAACCAACAGUGCAUUUAUUUUAAAACAAAAAGUAAGAAUAAAAACAACAACAAAAAAGUGUUGAGAAAAAAAGAGCAGAAGUAAAUAAAGUGACAGUAGGGAGGCUAUAUAUACAGUAAAAUAAAGUGACAGUAGGGAGGCUAUAUAUACAGGGGGGUACCGUUGCAUAGUCAAUGUGCGGGGGCACCGGCUAGUUGAGGUAGUUGAGGUAAUAUGUACAUGUGGGUAGAGUUAAAGUGACUAUGCAUAAAUACUUAACAGAGUAGCAGCAGCGUAAAAAGGAUGGGGUGGGGGGGCAGUGCAAAUAGUCCGGGUAGCCAUGAUUAGCUGUUCAGGAGUCUUAUGGCUUGGGGGUAGAAGCUGUUGAGAAGUCUUUUGGACCUAGACUUGGCACUCCGGUACCGCUUGCCGUGCGGUAGCAGAGAGAACAGUCUAUGACUAGGGUGGCUGGAGUCUUUGACAAUUUUGAGGGCCUUCCUCUGACACCGCCUGGUAUAGAGGUCCUGGAUGGCAGGGAGCUUUGCCCCAGUGAUGUACUGGGCCGUACGCACUACCCUCUGUAGUGCCUUGCGGUCAGAGGCCAAGCAGUUGCCAUACCAGGCGGUGAUGCAACCAGUCAGGAUGCUCUCGAUGGUGCAGCUGUAGAAUUUUUUGAGGAUCUGAGGACCCAUGCCAAAUCUUUUUAGUCUCCUGAGGGGGGAAUAGGCUUUGUCGUGCCCUCUUCACGACUGUCUUGGUGUGUUUGGACCAUGAUAGUUCGUUGGUGAUGUGGACACCAAGGAACUUGAAGCUCUCAACCUGUUCCACUACAGCCCCGUCGAUGAGAAUGGGGGCGUGCUCAGUCCUCUUUUUUUUCCUGUAGUCCACAAUCAUCUCCUUUGUCUUGGUCACGUUGAGGGAGAGGUUGUUGUCCUGGCACCACACGGCCAGAUCUCUGACCUCCUCCCUAUAGGCUGUCUCAUCGUUGUCGGUGAUCAGGCCUACCACUGUUGUGUCGUCGGCAAACUUAAUGAUGGUGUUGGAGUCGUGCCUGGCCAUGCAGUCAUGGGUGAACAGAGAGUACAGGAGGGGACUGAGCACGCACCCCUGAGGGGCCCCCGUGUAGGGGUUAGGGAUAGGGGUUAGGUAUAGGUGUAAGGAUAGUGUAAGAGGAUGUUGCUCUCCAGGGGUGGAUUGUAUCACCCCAGGGCUAUAUGCUAUGGUGGGGUUGCUUUAUGUCUGGGUGAGUCUGGGGUUAGACCUGAUGAUUUGAAAAGUACUUUAUAUAUUUCAUUUAAAAAAACAAGUAGGACCAAGGCACUCUUCAUAUAAUUAAAAUGCCUUUUAUUUUUAUGGCAUGUUCAAUGGAACAAAGAUUUUUAAACUGAUGUGUUUUGGCAGCAUGGUCUUGUUCUUGAUUAAGGUUUGGGCUAAUGGUCCAGGGUAAUGUUAUGGAAGGGUUUAUCUUAGUGGUUCAAAUCACACCUUUUCUUUAGUGUUCCUUUUUAGUAUGUAGUAGUCAGAAGAAGUGUCUUUUUAGCAACUUGUCCUAUCAACCCUAAGAUAAAUGUGAAUGGUUUAAUUAAUUAUGUCCCAUCCCUCUCUCCCUCUUUCAUUCUCUCUCCCUCACCGUCUCCCUCUUUCAUUCUCUCUCUCCCUCACCGUCUCCCUCUCUCCCUCACCGUCUCCCUCUUUCAUUCUCUCUCCCUCACCGUCUCCCUCUUUCAUUCUCUCUCCCUCACCGUCUCCCUCUCUCCCUCACCGUCUCCCUCUUUCAUUCUCUCUCCCUCACCGUCUCCCUCUCUCCCUCUUUCAUUCUCUCUCCCUCACCGUCUCCCUCUCUCCCUCUUUCAUUCUCUCUCCCUCUUUCAUGCUCUCUCCCUCACCGUCUCCCUCUCUCCAGGUGGUGUGACGCGUAUGACCAUAUCUCUGGUGGUCAUCAUGUUUGAGCUGACGGGCGGUCUGGAGUACAUCGUUCCUCUGAUGGCCGCGAUCAUGACCUCGAAGUGGGUAGCGGACGCAUUGGGGCGGGAGGGGAUCUACGAAGCCCACAUUAGACUCAACGGUUACCCCUUCCUUGAGACCAAAGAGGAGUAUGGACACAAGGUGCAUAUUUUUAUUCAUUUAUUUGUCAGGAAGCAUGAAUAACAGACAAGAUUCUUGCUGCUAAUUCUCAUCGAAACAAAGUAAAAUUGCUUCAUGUUGAAAAUGUUGCAUUUUUAUUGUUUUUAUUUUUGCCUAUAUAGAGCUUUGAGGUUCCACUUAUCCUAUCUUAACUCCUCUCAGACCCUGGCUCAGGACGUGAUGCAUCCUAGGCAGUCGGAACCUCUCCUGGUCGUGCUCACUCAGGAGGGGAUGAGUGUAGGGGAGAUAGAGGGGGUGAUAGCAGACACUGACUACAGUGGCUUCCCUGUAGUGGUGUCACAGGAGUCUCAGAGACUAGUGGGCUUCGUACUGAGGAGGGACCUGGUCAUAUCUCAAGGUGAGUAUCUCUGUCUGUCUGUUGGAAUCUCUGGUCUCUCUUCUGCUCUGUCUCUCUCUUCUCUGCUAUCUUUCUCUCUGUCUCUCUGUCUCUAUAAUUCCUGGCGUCUCUGUCUAUGUGGUCAAUCUCUGUCUUAUCUCGUGGAUCGUCUCACUCCUUCGGUCUGUUGUGACUUCUUCUCAUCUCUCUGUUGUCUCUCUCUGUUACUCUUCUCGUCUCUCUCUGCUCUCUCUCUCUGUCUACUCUCUGUCUCUCUUUCUGUCUGUUUUCUCUCUCUUCUCUCCUUUUCUCUCUCUUCUGUCUGUCUGUGUCUCUCUGUCUCUGUAUGUGUCUCUCUCUCUGUCUGUCUGUCUCUCACUCUCUCUCUCUGUCUGUCUGGGACUCUCUCUCUCUGUCUCUCUCUCUCUCUGUCUGUCUCUCUCUCUGUCUUCUUCUCUCUCUUGUCUGUCUGUGUAUCUCUGUUUUCUGUAUGUGUCUUAUUCUAUCUCUAUUAUUCGUCUCUCUAUCUCGUCUCUCUGUAUGUCUGUAUCUCUCUUCUCGUCUCUUAUCUCUUCUAUCUUCUAUCUAAUCUCUAAUCUCUCCUCUAUCUCUUAUACUCUACUCUCUCUCUCUCGUCUCUUACCUCUCUCUGUCUCUCUCUCUCUGUCUCUCUCUCUGUCUGUCUCUGUCUGUCUCUCUCUCUUCUCUCUCUCUCUGUCUGUCUGUCUCUCUGUCUCUCUCUGUCUCUGUCUGUCUCUCUCUGUCUCUCUGUCUCUCUGUCUGUCUGUCUCUCACUCUCUCUCUCUGUCUGUCUGUGACUCUCUCUGUCUCUCUCUCUUUCUCUUUCUCUUUCUCUCUCUCUCUCUCUCUCUCUCUCUCUCUCUCUCUCUCUCUCUCUCUCUCUCUCUCUCUCUCUCUCUUUGCAUAGUGUGUUUGCCAAUCAGUGCCACAGGGUGUGUGUGUUUGCCAAUGGACAUGCUUGACAAUAAGGUGUGAGGCAAUGUUAGACUGUGUGCGUCUGACCUGUAUUUGCUAACGUGUGUCUGUUAUUGUGUAAUCUUCAGGUAUGUGUGUCUGAGGCCCAUUACAAAUUACAAGUCUGUGUGUGUUUGCGUAUCACUGUGUGUGUACAAAACAUUAAGAACACCUUCCUAAUAUUGAGAUCAAUUCGUCGGGGCAUGGACUCUACAAGGUGUCGAAAGCGUUCCACAGGGAUGAUGGCCCAUGUUGACUCCAUUGCUUCCCACAGUUGUGUCAAGUUUGAUGGAUGUCCUUUGGGUGGUGGACCAUUCUUGAUACACAAUGGAUACUGUCAGUCUCUCUCUGUCAGUCUCUCUCUGUCAGUCUCUCUGUCUCUCUCUCUCUGUCUGUCUCUCUCUGUCUCUCUCUCUCUUUGCAUAUUGUGUUUGCCAAUCAGUGCCACAGGGUGUGUGUGUUUGCCAAUGGACAUGCUUGACAAUAAGGUGUGAGGCAAUGUUAGACUGUGUGUGUCUGACCUGUAUUUGCUAACGUGUGUCUGUUAUUGUGUAAUCUUCAGGUAUGUGUGUCUGAGGGCCAUUACAAAUUACAAGUCUGUGUGUGUUUGCGUAUCACUGUGUGUGUACAAAACAUUAAGAACACCUUCCUAAUAUUGAGAUCAGCCUCAAUUCGUCAGGGCAUGGACUCUACAAGGUGUCGAAAGCGUUCCACAGGGAUGCUGGCCCAUGUUGACUCCAAUGCUUCCCACAGAUGUGUCAAGUUGGCUGGAUGUCCUUUGGGUGGUUGACCAUUCUUGAUACACAAUGGAUACUGUUUAGCGUGAAAAAUAGCAGCGUUGCAGUUCUUGACACACUCAAACCGGUGAGCCUGGCACCUGCUAUCAAUGGCACACAUACGCAAUCCAUGUCUCAAUUGUCUCAAGGCUUGAAAAUCCUUCUUUAACCUGUCUCCUCCCCUUCAUCUACACUGAUUUGAAGUGGAUUUAACAAGUGACAUCAAUAAGGGAUCAUAGAUUUCAUCUGGAUUCACCUGGUCAGUCUAUGUCAUGGAAAGAGCAGGUGUUCAUAAUGUUUUGUACACUCAGUGCAGCUAUGACUAACUCCUCCCCUGUUUUCUACUUCCCUCCCUCCCUCUUCUCCCCCACUAGACAACGCCCGUAAGCGACAGGAGGGGGUGGUCAGUGCCUCGUUAGUGUUCUUCUUGGAACACGUGACCCAACAGCCCUUCUCUGGCCCCCCUGUCGUCAAACUAAGAGGUAUGAGUAGACAGACGCACAGAGAUGGUACGUUAUCUAUGACGUUAUGUUUUAUAUUUUAUUAUGUUCUAUUCUGUAGGUAUCCUGGACCUUAGUCCGUUCACUGUGACAGACCACACCCCCAUGGCGAUAGCUGUGGACAUCUUCAGGAAGCUGGGGCUCAGACAGUGUCUGGUUACACACAACGGGUGAGCAGGAAAAUAGUGGCUGCUGUAUAGCCUGAUUCUAAAUCCACCCCUAGAGCCUAGGCCCUUUGCAUCUGUGGAGAUCUGAGAGGAUUUGGGGCAAGUUGAAGCUAUUGCCCAAAGUACCAAAUUGCGUACAUAGGGUCUGGAUGGUUUUGAGGGGUUGAGGAAUAGACGACAGGGUAGGAGAGGGGGUUGAGGAAUAGACGACAGGGUAGGGGAGGGGUUCAGGAAUAGACGACAGGGUAGGAGAGGGGUUGAGGAAAAGACGACAGGGUAGGGGAGGGGUUGAGGAAUAGACGACAGGGUAGGGGAGGGGUUGAGGAAAAGACGACAGGGUAGGGGAGGGGGUUGAGGAAUAGACGACAGGGUAGGGAGAGGGGUUGAGGAAAAGACGACAGGGUAGGAGAGGGGGUUGAGGAAAAGACGACAGGGUAGGGGAGGGGUUCAGGAAUAGACGACAGGGUAGGGGAGGGGUUGAGGAAUAGACGACAGGGUAGGGGAGGGGUUCAGGAAUAGACGACAGGGUAGGGGAGGGGUUCAGGAAUAGACGACAGGGUAGGGGAGGGGUUCAGGAAUAGACGACAGGGUAGGAGAGGGGUUGAGGAAUAGACGACAGGGUAGGGGAGGGGUUCAGGAAUAGACGACAGGGUAGGGGAGGGGUUGAGGAAUAGACGACAGGGUGGGUUAGGGAGGGGGGGGUUAGGAAUAGACGACAGGGUAGGGGAGGGGUUCAGGAAUAGACGACAGGGUAGGGAGGGGUUGAGGAAUAGACGACAGGGUAGGGGAGGGGUUGAGGAAUAGACGACAGGGUAGGGGAGGGGUUCAGGAAUAGACGACAGGGUAGGAGAGGGGUUGAGGAAUAGACGACAGGGUAGGAGAGGGGUUGAGGAAUAGACGACAGGGUAGGAGAGGGGGUUGAGGAAUAGACGACAGGGUAGGAGAGGGGUUGAGGAAUAGACGACAGGGUAGGGGAGGGGUUGAGGAAUAGACGACGACAGGGUAGGAGAGGGGGGGUUUGAGGAAUAGACGACAGGGUAGGGAGAGGGGUUGAGGAAUAGACGACAGGGUAGGAGAGGGGGGGUUGAAGGAAUAGACGACAGGGUAGGAGAGGGGUUGAGGAAUAGACGACAGGGUUAGGGAGGGGUUAGGAAUAGACGACAGGGUAGGAGAGGGGUUGAGGAAUAGACGACAGGGUAGGGAAGGGGUUGAGGAAUAGACGACAGGGUAGGAGAGGGGUUGAGGAAUAGACGACAGGGUAGGGGAGGGGUUCAGGAAUAGACGACAGGGUAGGAGAGGGGGUUGAGGAAUAGACGACAGGGUAGGGGAGGGGUUCAGGAAUAGACGACAGGGUAGGAGAGGGGUUGAGGAAUAGACGACAGGGUAGGAGGAGGGGGGUUGAGGAAAGACGACAGGGUAGGAGGAGGGGUUGAGGAAUAGACGACAGGGUAGGGGAGGGUUCAGGAAUAGACGACAGGGUAGGGGAGGGGUUAGGAAUAGACGACAGGGUAGGGAGGGGUUGAGGAAUAGACGACAGGGUAGGGGAGGGGUUAGGAAUAGACGACAGGGUAGGAGAGGGGUUGAGGAAUAGACGACAGGGUAGGGGGGGGGUUCAGGAAUAGACGACAGGGUAGGAGAGGGGUUGAGGAAUAGACGACAGGGUAGGAGAGGGGGUUGAGGAAUAGACGACAGGGUAGGAGGGGGGUUGAGGAAUAGACGACGGGGAGGGGUUCAGGGGAAAGGAAAGUAUGGUUCUCUCAGAACCUCAGAUAAACUGAGUAGAAUGAGUCUCUUUGUCCUUACCUCAUGUAAAUACUAUUGUCUGUUUGUCUGUGUCUCUCAUACAGUCAGGGAAUAGAACAGGCAAAAUUGUGUCCCUGUGUAGGGCGUUCACUCACUGCUCUAGAAUCUAGUGAAAUACGGGUGAAUUCAAGAGGAUGCUACUAAAGGAAUGUGUAAACCUAGUUUUCUUUAGCCUAUGUCAUUAUGAAUCACAUUCAACUAAUCAUUAGAUUGUUCUCUACAAUAUAAUAACCUUAAUAUUAUUGUACUUGACAGUGUUGAUUAAAUAAGAAUGUUAGUUUUUUGUGACCGUUGCUAGUUUAAACCACCUAGCUCUUGGUUCGAUCUCUUCAAUUUUUCGGCGUUCGGUCGUAACAUUUGUAGGUGUUUCCACGGUUUGGAACACUCUAAAUCCACUUGAUACCCUCGUCAUUUUCAUCAUCAGAUCCAUGGCUCUCUAUUCCUCCAACCCCGGUCAAUCAACGGUGAGGGGCCAUUUCUAUGGCCAUUUUUAAAGGGAAAGACUCAGAAAUACACCAUGGAAACUGGAACAGAUUUGUCUUCGGGGAGGGUAGAUAUUGAAAUUCAGUCUGUUAGCUUUGUAAAUUAAUUUAGUUUUGUAUUCCGUGGAUUUAAUUUAGAAAAAGCCCAUGUUAUCACACAGCAACCUGCUGCCAUUAGCUAGCAUGUCAGUUGACGUUAGUCAGAGUUCUUUUGAGCAGCAAUCACUUAAUGACCGUAAUGACAUUCACUCUAAUCAUUCAACUAAAUAGUCUGGAACUUGUCAACCAUAUAUAGUGGAGACAUAAGGUUUGGACGAUUUGUAAAAAAAAAAUGAAAAAAAUGCAAUUCUCUAUUGAAUGAAAUAAUAAUUUUAUGGGUGAACACCCUACCCUGUGUGUCCGUGUGUGUGUGAAGACAUCUUAAUUUCCAGAGAGCUCUUCCAAUUUGCGUGCAUCACUCCACCACAAACCCUCAUACAUAUCCCUCUCCUCUCCUCCCUCCAUCUCAUACAACAUCUGGUCAGAUUAGAGGAGAGGGUGGAGUCUGUCAACAGAACAUAGAACAUCUUCAACACACACCACACCACACCACACACACAUAUAUAUUUCAAGCCAGAGACCUUCCCUGGUGAUGUCAGUGUUUGUUGUGUGGUUGUCUGGUAUGAUGGAUCUUCUUGAUUUGAACACAAAACCAGACCUUUAAAUUGGAUACAACUUUCCCUUCUUUCCUGAACAUUUCUCCCUUUUGUGCAAUUGUAAACCCUCUCUCUCUCUCUCUCUCUCUCUCUCUCUCUCUCUCUCUCUCUCUCUCGCUCUCUCUAUUCUCUCGAUUCUAAAUGGAAGAAUGCUGUAUUGGCAGGAAACUGUAAACAUUGUUGUCAUUGUUAAUUUCUAAUGGUAAACUCUCUCUUCCCCCUCUCUCAGGAGGUUGUUGGGCAUCAUCACUAAGAAAGACAUUCUGAAGCACAUGGCUCAGAUGGCUAACAGAGACCCGGACUCUAUCCUCUUCAACUGA